ACCAUGUGCACACCCAACCGCGCAUUUUCCCUCUCUUUCGCUUGUCCUUCCUUCCCUCCUCUUUUGCGGCUCGCUCGUGUUCCUCAUCUCUUCACUUUGUUCUGCUCUUCUCUCUCAGCGUUCUCCUCCCGUCAAGCCCGAUUCUGAAAGAAAACCCUCCUGUCUUUUACCCGUCCCGAAGCUCCCUCCCUAAAUCCAAUUUUGACGAAAGAGGCGGUUAUCAACGCGACCAGAAUAAGCAGUUGAGACUGUAACGGCUAUUUCUCCCGCCGAAAACCCCAUUUGAUCUGGCGAGUGCGCGAUCAUCUAGGAGAAGGGAAGAAAAUGGGCGAUUGCAGGGAGGAAUUGCCCAAGAGUCUCUCCGAGCAAGGGCUAGCGAUCUCUUUCACUCAAGAGAAGGGCCGCUGCCUAAUAGCCGAUAGGGACUUCUCUCCCGGAGAAGUGGUUAUCUCCCAGGAGCCAUAUGCCUCUGUGGUGGAUACUUCGUGCCACGGGAAGACAUGUGACAGUUGCUUUUCUUCAAGUAACAGUUUGAAAAAAUGUUCAAUGUGUAAGAUGGCCUGGUACUGUGGAAGUUCGUGCCAGAAAGCAGAGUGGAACUUGCAUCAGCUUGAAUGCCAGGCCCUUGUGAGCCUUAGCAAGGAGAAAAGAAAGAUGCUUACACCUUCUAUCCGUUUGAUGGUGAGAAUCCUUAUAAGAAGAAAGAAACAAAUUGAGAAGGUUAUUGUAACAACUGCCAGGGAUAACUAUAACUUGGUGGAAGAGUUAGUGAUGCAUAUGUCUGGUGUUGAUGAGAAACAGCUUCUCACAUUUGCACAAAUGGCUAACCUUGUCAAUGUUAUCCUUCCAUUGGAGGAGAUCAGUAUCAAAGAGAUUGCACAAAAUUUUUCAAGGCUAGCUUGCAAUGCUCAUACAAUUUGUGACAGUGAACUCAGGCCAUUGGGUACUGGCCUAUAUCCUGUGAUUUCCAUUAUUAACCAUAGCUGCUUGCCCAAUUCUGUGUUGCUAUUUGAAGGAAAGUUAGCAGUAGUUCGUGCAGUUGAGCCUAUAAUCAGAGGCUCAGAAGUGGUAAUAAGUUAUAUUGAGACUGCUGCAAGCACCACGACACGACGGAAAGCUCUUAAGGAGCAAUACCUUUUCAACUGUAUGUGCAUCCGCUGCAUGAAAGUGGGUCAGAAAGAUGAUCUUGAGGAAAAUGCUAUUUUAGAAGGUUAUAAAUGUAGAGACGAAAAUUGUGAUGGUUACCUUCUUCUGAACCCUGACCUGAAACUAUUUAUAUGCCAGAGUUGUGGAUUUCCACGGUACAUGCAAGAGAUAACAAGACUUUCUAGUGAGGUGGAAGAGAAGUUGGAUAGUGCUUCUAAACAUCUUUCUUCUGGAAGCUCCUCUGAAGCUGUUGUCAAAUACAAAGAAGUGGAGCUUCUUCAAGCCAAGUUGUUCCACUCUAUGUCAAUUAAGUUGGUCCGGACUCGAGAGACUUUGCUGAAGAUGCAUAUGGAGCUGAAGGACUGGGAAGAAGCACUCGAGUACUGCCGACUAACAAUUCCAGUUUAUCAAAGAGCAUAUCCACCAAUCCAUCCUCUACUCGGAUUGCAGUACUACACCUGUGGAAAGCUUGAAUGGUUCCUUGGUGCAACACUGGAUGCCCUCAAAUCCUUGACCAAGGCAAUGGAUAUAUUAAGGAUCACUCAUGGAGCAAACACAUCUUUUAUGAAAGAACUCUUUCACUUGGUAGAUGAAGCACGUGCUGAGGCCAACUGGUUUGCUACCUCCUCAAAUGAUACAUCUUCUGCGGGAUUAAGUGUCUUGAAAUGAGAACAGAAAGGGUUCCUCUUCCACUAUAGGAGAAACCGACACUUUUCUUGAACACUUAUCCAGACCGGAUUGUUGUAUGCUCCUUAUUUUUGCUAGAGGGCAGUUUCUGAAAAAUUAAAGUUGAUCAAGCAAAAUCCCUGCUAUUCGUAGGGAUCUUCUGGUCAGUGGAGCCAGAAAUUUAGGACAGCAGGCACAAAUGUGUAACGUGUUUAUUGAAAGGGGGGUAAAAAGGUCACAAAUCACAUACCUCGCCUGGCAAAUAUGUGGCUUUACCCAUGAUCCGUCCUCCCAUUCUUUAGAAUUUCAUGAGUUGUUUGUACAUGACACAACAUAAAAUAAGAAAGGAAUAUAACAAAUAGCUAUCAACUUUCUACCAAAAAAGACAUGGUAGAUGCCAACUUACAUUUCUGCAGAACUCUUUGUGCCUAUGCUCGAUUUAACAUUAAGCUGCUUUAAUUGACUACAAAGUAGAGAAACUUGUGGAACAGCACUAUAACGGUCAUCAAUCUGUACAAGUAGCUUACAGUGCUGUUCCGGGGUUGACUGUACCUGAGAAGGCACUGGAGAUGGAAGAAAAGGCUAUUCAAGUAAUUGAGUUAUCCGCAUCUUUCAUUGCGGUCCUAUGCAUGACAGUUUUUCACGAGAUCAACCAACCAAGGAUUUCAUACGGGUCCGUAAGAGAUCUCAUGAUUUCUAUCAGUUAUCACUUUGAACUUGGCGCAGAACGUUUUAUAUUACACGAAGGGUUUUCUUCCAUAGAGAAUACAUGCAAGAGACCAAAUAUCAGAUGGCCAACCGCAGUCGAUAGUGUUUCCAUCGGAGUUCUGGUCGUCGCACAUAAAAGCUUCAGGUGGCCCUACAUUGACUUUGAACACCACAUCAGGAUCAUAUUGCUCCUUACGUGAGGUAGAUUCUUUGUUACUAGCUAUGUUCCCUUUAUUUCCUACACCAGAUGGCUCGAGGUUGAUAUUUGAUGAAGACAUUCUUGUUCCCACAGGCUGGGGUCUCAUUUCAUUUUUCAUAUGGGAACCAAAAACAUCUUUUCCCCCGACAAGCUGUUGGUUAGAUUUGAAAAUUUUAACACAAUCAACAGAUCCAUUGGCGGGCUGGAUGAUUUCCUGUUUUAAAUGCUUUCCUCCCUGUAAAAGGCCCUCAUCUUCAAUGCCUGAGGAAGUUUGUGAAACAGAUGAUAAGGACAUUCGUAAUGAAGGUGCUGCUGCUGAUAGAGCAUUUGAGUCACUUUGAAUGUAAGGAGCUUUCAUCUGCUUGCUUGUAGCUUUUAUAUAAGCAUCAGGUUCCCCCCUAGGAUCCCUUUCGACUUUCUGGUUCUUGUCCUUGGAAAAUGGUUGGUUGUACGUCCCAGAAUUUAAGGGAGCGGCAGAAGUACACUAAGUUGCAGUAGCAACUCCUGAAGAUAGAUUCGUCGUCUCCUCCCCAUAAAGGCCAUAAAUUUCUCAUCUGAUGUGUCUACAU
This is a messenger RNA of Nymphaea colorata (pocket water lily), 3288 nucleotides long. Its product is annotated as histone-lysine N-methyltransferase ASHR1. Gene Ontology annotation, cellular component: nucleus. Lineage: Eukaryota; Viridiplantae; Streptophyta; Magnoliopsida; Nymphaeales; Nymphaeaceae. Gene Ontology annotation, molecular function: protein binding. The transcript has 15 exons. Bases 325 to 1815 code for a protein of 496 amino acids. The record is from RefSeq and is a predicted model, not a curated record.